Podarcis raffonei (Aeolian wall lizard) is the source of this 881-nucleotide messenger RNA. RefSeq names its product magnesium dependent phosphatase 1 (gene MDP1). The coding region runs from base 297 to 779 and encodes 160 amino acids. The record is from RefSeq and is a predicted model, not a curated record. Gene Ontology annotation, molecular function: acid phosphatase activity. The transcript is spliced from 6 exons. Lineage: Eukaryota; Metazoa; Chordata; Lepidosauria; Squamata; Lacertidae.
AUCCGAAGCUUCCGGAGCAGCAGCACGUGGCUCCUCGGCGAUCAAGUGGAAGAGGAAGCGCCCGAGUGACAGGCAGCCUGUCAUUCAUCCGCCGCCGCCGAUCUGCUCGUUCCUGGAGGGUCGGAUUCUGCAGCUCCCGUUGCUCCUCGCAGGAAGAAAGCGGGGGCCUGAUUCGCAGCUCCGCCGGCCCCUGAUUGCCUCCUUUUUUAAAAAAAGAGAGGAGCAAAGUCUCUCCCCCCCCCCAGAGUGCGACCCCUACUUUUCUAUUCCUGUUUUUACUUCUUGGAAAUAGAAAGAUGAGCAAGCGGCCGGCGCUGGUUGUGUUUGACUUGGAUUACACGCUGUGGCCCUUCUGGGUUGACACCCACGUGGACCCCCCCUUCCAGAAAAACAGCGAUGGCUCAAUACGAGACCGCAACGGACGACCCAUAAAUCUGUACCCCGAGGUGCCGGCUGUGCUGGAGCAGCUGCAUGCAGAGGGGAUCCCUAUGGCGGCUGCCUCACGGACAGGUGAGAUCCGGGGGGCUAAUCAGCUGUUGGAUCUCUUCAGCCUGAACCGCUUCAUCCACUACGCAGAGAUCUACCCGGGCAGCAAAGUCACCCACUUUCAGAAAUUGUCUCAACAAACCGGGGUUCCCUUUUCGCAGAUGCUCUUCUUCGACGACGAAAGCCGCAACAUUUACGACGUCAGCAAAUUAGGAGUCACGUGUAUCCUUGUCCCCAACGGCAUGAACCUGUCCCUUCUGAAACAGGGCCUAGAAGCCUUCGCCCGCUCCUGAGUGCCGCCUGCAGCUGAUGCAAACCGGACCUCUCUCUUCAUGUGUGGAAUGUGCUGGCGGGGGCUGGAUUUUGACCCCGUACAAUAAAUCCUCUACGUGUUU